This is a messenger RNA of Trachymyrmex septentrionalis, 920 nucleotides long. Its product is annotated as protein Asterix. Bases 505 to 837 code for a protein of 110 amino acids. Gene Ontology annotation, biological process: protein insertion into ER membrane. Lineage: Eukaryota; Metazoa; Arthropoda; Insecta; Hymenoptera; Formicidae. Gene Ontology annotation, molecular function: protein folding chaperone. The transcript is spliced from 2 exons. Gene Ontology annotation, cellular component: endoplasmic reticulum membrane. The record is from RefSeq and is a predicted model, not a curated record.
UCCUCUCUCUCGCUCGCUCGCUCGUGCCUGCUUGCUCUCGCUGGCGCCGCACGCGCGCGAUUAAACGCUCAUCCCGCGUGCAUGAGAUUAACACGAUACAGGAGAGACGACUCAGACGACGCGACCUGCCGCGUGCGCGGAAACGGAACGGACUUUUUUUCGCGACGCCGUCCACCGACAAUCGCCGAGAGCAAAGCCAAGGCUCGAGCGCGCAGCCUCGUCUCGUAGACAAGGCUCACUUUUUAUGGUCGGGAUUCUCCCUCCGCGACGGUGUGUCAGUAACGUAGGUUUUACGCUGCUUUGCUCACCAGUCGCGCGCGGCGCUGCGAGUCUCGCGUUUACUUUCCAGCGAUUCUGGCUCUCUUUUCUAACCUGAAAUUUCUGCCAGUUGUGAAUUGUGACAUUUGUGAUAACUCAGCGCAACUCGUUGUCGCUGAUCGAAUUGUGUGGAGUCAUUUAAAUAAUUGUUUACAUAGUACAUCAUUCAAGUGACACAUAUUCAAAAUGAAUAGCUCGACAGACCCAAGGCGACCGGAUAAAGAAGUUCGCUACAAGCCACCGGGUUCAAAUAAUCAGUUACAUAUGCAAGACGACAUGACUCCAGAAUACAUGAACGUCAUAGGAAUGAUAUUCAGCAUGUGCGGACUAAUGAUGAGAUUGAAAUGGUGUUCCUGGGUGGCGCUCUACUGUUCCUGCAUCAGCUUUGCCAAUACGCGAGUGAGCGAAGACGCCAAGCAAAUCCUCAGCUGCUUCAUGCUGUCGAUAUCGGCAGUAGUGAUGUCUUACUUGCAAAAUCCACAGCCUAUGAUACCACCAUGGGCAAGCGCUAUGCAGUAAAUUUUUAUACAAAUCUAAUGUUUUUGCACAGCUUACCUUAUUAACAAACUAUUUUUGUUUUAUACAUGAGUGCAAGAAAAUUU